AUGAGCAAUAACAUGUCGUCUUCAGAAAGUUUUGAGGGUUUGUUUGAUCGUCUUCGACGUCAGUCAACUAUGAGCCCUCAGCAUGGCGAGGUGCCUUUGGGUCAGGUUCACCAGCAGCAACCAUCACCACUACAGCAACAGCAGCAGCAGCAACAACAACAACAGCAAUAUCAGCAGCAUCCGCAGCAGAUCCACGGAAUCUAUCCACCUUCUGCUCCUUCUGUAAAUUCACUUCCUCCUGCGCAGCAGUACCUUCGUCAGUCUGAGCCCUUAGGUAGUCCAGGGCCCCACCAACAACCGUCUGGGAUGUCUGCCUAUCAACUGCCGCCGCAACAGCAACAGCCUCAGCGCACAUUCUCUAUGUCACAGGUGUCCUCAGAUAAUUUGGGUAACACUCAGACGCCUCCACCAUUUCCAUUGCCGCCAUAUGCAAACCCUAUGUCUCCUCCAUCUUUUGAGAGUGGAAAUGCAGAGCCUAUGAUCGCAUCACCGCCUCCAAGGCCAUCUGUUGUGUCCCCGCCUCCAAUUUCCCACCAACAGCCGUCUAGUAGCCGUAACUCUGCAUCCGACCUUAUGGCGUCAUUGAGGCGUUCUGCAACAGAGCCAUCUCAUAGUCCAAAUAUUCGUCAGGAUCAGCUUCCUCCAGAGAUGCAGCACUCGCAAUCUAUGAGGAAGUCUACUCCAGGACCUGAUGAUAUGGCAGCUCAUGCUGCAACGAUGGAAGGGGGCAAUGGCUCUGCAGAUCCCGCCACCAUGAAUGGUCGUCCUUCACCAAGUUCUAGGUUUGCAACGACAAGGUCGCCAAUUACACCAGAUGGCCGCCCAAUGUCUGUCCCUCCAGCUGUGCCACCCAAGUCCCCCGAAGUCAAUGUUAAUUCAAUGCCCUUCUCCACCCCUACCCCAAGUAAAGGCCUGUUCACUUAUGUGAACCCAUUUGAACAACUACAUGCCACUAGUCCCCGUAAUCGAACUCCAAGGGGCUCAACACCUGUUCCAGGUGGGAGAAAGAGUGCUUCUGGCUUGAAGGAAUUGAAAGCCGAGAAUAUUCCACUACCUUACUCAUCCACAAACUCGCCAGUAGUGGGAGAACCAUCUCCAAAUGCUGCAAUUGAAGCUGAGGCAGCCAGAGAUGCUUCCACCUUGGACCAAGCGCUAGAAAAAGAGGACGAGUUAAUGGAGAAGAUUGACGAUAUGUUGGAACAGCAGGCUGAGAACAGAUCUGCGACACCCGCAGAGAAGCAAUCUAUCCUUGAACAUUCUCUGAAAUCAUUGGGGCUUGAAGAUCUCGUGCAAUCGGCUCCCACUCAGCCUCAAGAGACACAGAUCCAGGAGACACAACCUCAAGAGGAACAGCCGACUGAGAAGGCUCCUGCCCCCAAAGGAGCGCCAGAGGAGGAGGAGGAUGAUUACGAAUCGGCAUCUGAGACUGCGUCUGCAGACUCCCCUGUGAUCGUUUAUAAUUUUCCCAUGAAGCCAUUUUCGUCAAUCACAAUUAUUCCUGCCGCCAUCCAGCGUUUGAACUUCCCAAGGUCCAAGAUCUCGGAUAUUGCUCGCAUGCCCAGGACCUUCGACCAGCUUGAUCGAAAUCUCAUUGCUGCAUCUCACCAGUUCAUUGUAUAUGCAAUUAGCAAAAGUGGUGGCCGUGGUGGAAUUCGGGUACUCAGGCAAUAUGAUGGCAAGGACAAAGUCUUGAUGAAGGAUUGCCCUGAUCGUACUUUCAACGUGACUAUUAGCAGAGGAGAUAGAGUAUUGGGAACUGGAAUUUCCGGGGCGGUGGUUUGGGCUGAGCUUGGUGGCGACUUUGAAGGCCUCGACUGGAACUGCAUGUUUGUAUUUCCCCCAAGUGAGGAACAGGGUCAGAGCAACGGCGUUUUGAAGUCACGUGCAAGAAGAACCUCAAGGCAACUCGAUGUAUUUGCGAUUGGUAGGGGCAAAACGAUCAGCAUUAUCCACGCCCCGACUGCGAAGGCUUACGCCAAUGGAAGAAGAGGCUUUGAGGUUGCGUCUAAGAAGUAUCUUGCGGAUCACACACGCAUGAUUGACACCGGGAAGGCAUCCAAAGACUUCGCGUUCUCUGACGAUGAUACUGUUAUCAUUUCCAUUGAUAAAGCUGGUAAACUGAAGCUUUGGGAUGUUCAGGAUCUCACUAACUUCGACAAUGCUGCCUAUAGCUCUGGGCAGAGCGUCUUCCCCGCACAGCCACCCAUGGUACAGACAAACCCGAUCCUAUACUUUUCUGCCGUGGCCGCUGGCGAAACAUACAGGGCUACUUCAGUCAUGUUCUUGGAUAAAUACAGGCCUUACCAUAAAUGCUCAGCUCUGAGAUAUGUCAUCGUUGGGAUGAAGCAAAACCACACUCUUCAACUGUGGGAUCUUGCCCUAAGCCGACCUGUUCAGGAGAUCAACUUUCCCCAGGAGAGUGACACCGAUGCAUUGUGUUCAGUUGUCUAUCAUCCAAUGACCGGUAUUAUCGUUGUUGGAAACCCGACUAGAAAUUCGAUUUACUUUAUUCACCUGUCGGCGCCAAAGUACAAUCUUCCAUUCAUGUCUCAAGCACAGUAUGUCGCUGGGCUUGCUGCUAAGGACCCUAGUAUUCCGAAACCGGAUGCAACAGCUAUUCUCAGUGGACUUAGGGAAUAUUCCUUCGCCUCUAAAGGACAGCUUAUGAGUCUGGAUAUCCUUGAUGCGUCUGAAGCUGACCCUCAAGGAGAGGUUCCACCAUUGUUCGAACUUUAUAUCGCACACAGCAAAGGAAUGACCACUUUGAGCGUUUUCAGGGAGGAUCUUGGAUGGGACACUAAAAACAGCGUUAAAAAUUCCGUUGAUGCAGUUAAGGCCGGCAUCUGUUCUCUUUCUGCCCUUGCGGCACCACCACCUCCAGAGCACAGCGAGAAAUCGACCUCUGAAAAGGAUGGCAAGAGCGAGAAGGGGGCCGAGGUCGAGAAAGUUGAACCUACCGAGCCUCCAGCACCCCAGGGAUUGAAGUCUGUGCCAUCGGUGCCCGAAAACGUCGCUGCGGACGUACCACUACCAAAAUCAGAGGCUGUCAGUCCCGUGUUGAGCCCUAAGGCGCCCAUCAUCGCUGAGGAGAAGCCACCUGUAAUUAAUGGAAGUGUAAAGAAGAAGAGAAAGGACAAGGGUAACGCAAAUGGGCCGUCUGGCUCAUCGGGUGAUGUCUCGAGGAAUGUCUCGACAUCUGUGAGGAGCCCACCACCUGGCGAAAAUGAGAGCCUUGCUAUUUCAUCCGCAUUUUUGGAUCGUGAGAUCAAAAAGAUCGAGAAGACAGUUUCAUCUGAGUUCUCGAAGGUGAUGAGUAGGGAGUUGGAAUCCCUCUACCGUCGUUUUGAUGAGGAUAAGCGGAUUCAGCAAGCUGCCGGUGAUGCGAAGCAGGAUGCUAUCCUCAGGCUCCUCUCGAGCACUCUUACUGAAAAUGUUGAGCAAGUGAUCGGCAGAAUUGUCAUGAACAACAUUCAAGGAACUGUUCUGCCUGCCAUUGCGGAUGUUACAUCUCAGGCUAUUGAUAGAAGACUUGGAGAAAGUCUCACUAGGUCUGUGGGCAAUGCCGUACCAGCUGAAUUGCAUGCCGUGAUUCCAGAUGUUCUCCGAAGGACCCUCUCCCAGCCCGAGUUCCUUGCUAGGCUUGCGGAGACUAUUGCAAAGCCUCUCAGCAAGGCAGUUGAGAACGAGCUGUCCCGAUCCAUGCAGACAGCCAUCAUUCCGGCAUUCCAGCAAAUUGCCAUCGAAGGGGCCCAAAAGAUUAUCAAGGAGCAGGAACGAAAGCACCACGAGAUGAUCGCAAACAUGGAACGUAUUCACCAACAGGAUUCCCAGAAGAUCGAUCAGCUCAUGGGGCUUGUAGACGUGGUCAAGACAAUGUCGGAUAAUAUCCAAGCCAUGGCGAAAUCCCAAAACGAAUUUCAGGAGCAGGUUCAGAGGGCACAAGCGGAGGUUCCUACCCCGCCGCAACCACAACUUUCGCCUGAAGAGCUGGAAGCCCAAGAGAUUGAAAGUCUGCUUAGGAAUGGAAAGUACGAGGAGGGGACGAUCAAGUGGCUUCAAUCUAAGGAACGUCAAGCGGAACUUUUCGAUGAAGUGGUUGUGAGGUACAGAUAUGACUUCCUACCAAAUUUAAGUCAACUCGUGCUGCUGUCCGUUUCUGCUGCAGUCAGCGUAAAAUUCGAAAACAAGGUCUUUGAGAGGUUGAGCUGGCUUGAAGGUGUUUUGGCUGUUCUUGACCCUAUGGACCCCGAGAUCCAUGAGAUUUGCCACAGGAUUAUGGCUGUUGUCGUUCAGAGGCUCGAGCAGCUGUACAUGAGCACUGCGGAGCAGAACAUGGCGGACCCAAUCCUCCGCAGGAUCCCGGCCAUUGCACGCAGGAUAACUCCCAUUCUUGCUGCGUAG
This is a messenger RNA of Morchella importuna, 4401 nucleotides long. RefSeq lists its product as uncharacterized. The coding region runs from base 1 to 4401 and encodes 1466 amino acids. Gene Ontology annotation, molecular function: protein binding. Gene Ontology annotation, cellular component: P-body. The transcript is spliced from 8 exons. NCBI's taxonomy places the organism in Eukaryota, Fungi, Ascomycota, Pezizomycetes, Pezizales, Morchellaceae. The record is from RefSeq and is a predicted model, not a curated record. Gene Ontology annotation, biological process: deadenylation-independent decapping of nuclear-transcribed mRNA.